Molecule: messenger RNA, 2729 nt
Organism: Xyrauchen texanus (razorback sucker)
Lineage: Eukaryota; Metazoa; Chordata; Actinopteri; Cypriniformes; Catostomidae
Product: relaxin receptor 2-like
Exons: 18
Coding region: 40-2121 (693 amino acids)
Biological process (GO): G protein-coupled receptor signaling pathway
Cellular component (GO): membrane
Molecular function (GO): G protein-coupled receptor activity; protein binding
Source: RefSeq, a predicted model, not a curated record
UUGAGAUACACUCACUUGUCCGUCAGAGCACCUUGCAUCAUGCUUUCUCCUCUACUACUUCUCUCCUCUCUCUCCUUUUCACUUGCUUUUCUGUCAGAUUCUUUAGGUUCAGACAUGUGUCCAUUGGGUCAGUUUCCGUGUGGGAAUCUGUCGGUGUGUUUGCCUCAACCACAGCACUGCAAUGGGCAGCAGGACUGUCCUAAUGGAGCAGAUGAGGAGAACUGUGUGGAUAACAGUGGUUGGCCCCAUCUGUUUGAUGCCUUCAUGAAAACAAGAGUACAGGAGUCAAAAGAAUGCAUGUUAGAUGUCUAUCCAGAUGCGUGUCAUUGUGAGGGUCGGAAGGUGAACUGUAAUGGCAAAAGUCUCCUCCAUGUCCCUGUUGUGUCCUCUAAUGUAACAGCACUAGAGCUGAACAGUAACAGGAUUGAAUCUCUCUCUCGUGAUCUGUUCAUUCGCUAUCGACACCUGGAGAGACUACACUUGGAAAGUAACAGUAUAGAAAUCAUCUCCAAGAGGGCAUUUUCAGGACUUUUCUCUUUGCGUAAACUUUUUUUGAGUCAGAAUAAGAUUUCGUCUCUCAAAGCAGGAAUAUUUAGUGACCUCAGCAGUCUGGAGUGGCUGAUUCUGGAUGAGAAUCAAAUAUCAUCUAUGCGACAGAAGUAUUUUGAAGGCCUGAGAUCUUUAUUUUUCCUAUCUUUGUUGAACAACUCUGUUGAACAGUUUCCUAAAACCUCUAUAUGCCUUGAGAUGCCUCACCUCAACUGGCUGGAAAUGGAGGGGAAUAGAAUUUCAUCUCUCUGGGCAUUAAGUUUUAAAAACUGCUCCUCUCUCACCGUCUUAGCAUUGAGGAGAAACCACAUCACCACCAUUGAAGAUGGAACAUUUGCAGAUAUGCAUAAAUUGAUAGAUCUAGAUGUGUCUGUGAACCAGAUUAAAGACCUGCCUCCAUCUCUGUUCCAGAGCCUGCAGAACCUUAAACAGCUAAAUAUCUCCAACAAUCCUCUCACACACAUAUACAGCAAUCAAUUUGACAGUUUGGUGAAUCUACAGUCACUGAGUAUGGAAGAGGUGGAGAUUCCCAACAUCAGCAUCAGGAUUUUCCGGCCCUUGACCAACCUCACUCACAUUUAUUUUAAGCGUUUUGAAUUCUGUGGAUAUUCUCCCAACGUGCGGAGCUGCAAGCCAAACACAGAUGGAAUCUCAUCCUUUGAGAAUCUGCUAGCAAACAUCAUCCUACGCGUGUUUGUCUGGGUUGUUGCCUUAAUCAUUUGCUUCGGAAACAUCUUCGUCAUCUUUCUGCGGUCCUGCAUCACCUCAGAGAAUCAACAUCACACAAUGGCCAUCAAAUCUUUAUGCUGUGCAGACUGCCUGAUGGGCGUGUACCUUCUUUUCAUCGGUGCAUUUGACAUCAAGUACUGCGGCGAGUACAACCGGCAUGCUCAAAUAUGGAUGGAGAGCAUGUCCUGCCAGCUGAUUGGCUCUCUGGCCAUGCUGUCCACAGAGGUAUCCGUCAUGAUGUUGACCUACAUGACUCUUGAGAAAUACCUGUGUAUCGUCUUCCCAUUCCAGCAUUACCGGGCCGGACGCAAACAGACACUCUGCUCCCUGACCUUCAUCUGGCUGCUGGGAUUUGUCAUCGCUGUAAUUCCAUUCUGGGAUAAACACACAUUUGGGAAUUUUUAUGGCCGGAACGGAGUGUGUUUCCCUCUUCACUCCGACCAGACAGAGAAACUUGGUGCCAGAUGCUAUUCUACAGCCAUCUUUCUUGGUCUAAAUCUGCUGGCCUUUGUGGUGAUUGUAUUCUCCUAUUCCAGUAUGUUUUAUUCUGUCCAGAAGACAGCAAAGACGGCACGUCAAACCGUACUUGAUAGAGAAGUCUCCAUUGCGAAGCGAUUUUUCUUCAUUGUGUUCACUAAUGCAAUGUGCUGGAUCCCCAUCUUCCUCUUGAAGAUCCUCUCACUGCUAAGAGUACAGAUCGCAGGUACCAUUAUUCUGUGGGUGGUUAUAUUUAUCCUCCCUAUAAACAGCGCACUGAACCCAAUCCUGUACACCAUCACAACUAGCGCCUUUCAACAGAGACUCAAACAGUGUCUGAAAUAUCGUUGUCAACAGACAAACUGAUAUACACACACUCUAUGCAUAUGCAUACAUGCACACAAAUUGAGAUUAAUCAGAAUAAAAAGUUAACAGAUGAUGGAAUAAUGACUAGAAUCACACUCAAGUCAUACACACAGCUACAAGAUGCUCUCAUACUAAGUAGGCUUAUAUCAGCAUGCAGGGUGAAGUGCAAAAUGAGGGCAUUUUAGACACACUCACGGUUAUUAACCAGCAGGCCUACGUAUAUAAUAUUUGAUUAUGUAAUUAAUACUGUAUGUACAAUCAUGUCUUACUGUAUAUGAAAACAAACUGUGUACACACAAACCUGAGAAACUUCAAGCGCAAUCUACACCCGGAGCAGCGUGUCUGGACAGAGUUGAAUCCAAACUCUGUGGCUGUCUGAGCAGCGAGCAGCGAACGUUUUGGGAUGGACCCCGUGGGAAGAGGAUUGGACUACUUCAGACAGAUUUAAAUGUGUUUUGUUUGGUUGCGUGGAUGUGCUUGGAACAGAGGCAGAGAUGGCAGCUGCAUAAAAGUGUGAGCUGAUCAUUUAUAAAACACUACAUUCAUUUAUUUGCUUUCAUUUGUCAGAUGUCUACAAUGAAUGUACAAUAUAAAUAACUGAAUUGAAU